This is a messenger RNA of Oncorhynchus keta (chum salmon), 9692 nucleotides long. RefSeq names its product cytoplasmic linker associated protein 1a (gene clasp1a). The coding region runs from base 868 to 5841 and encodes 1657 amino acids. The transcript has 44 exons. Gene Ontology annotation, biological process: mitotic spindle assembly. NCBI's taxonomy places the organism in Eukaryota, Metazoa, Chordata, Actinopteri, Salmoniformes, Salmonidae. The record is from RefSeq and is a predicted model, not a curated record. Gene Ontology annotation, cellular component: microtubule organizing center; mitotic spindle; cytoplasmic microtubule. Gene Ontology annotation, molecular function: microtubule binding; kinetochore binding.
UGUAGCACUCUCUUCAAAUGAAAAAACGGUGCAUUCACGGAAGUACUGGUUACAUAGAUGGGCAUAUGAUCCAGGAAAUGAAAUAUAUUUAUCUAGUAGAGUGAAGUAGUGAACAACAGAAAUGUGCAUGCGUCAAUUUCCAAGUGCCAAAAUCCUCAGAUUGACGCGUGCGCACGACAAUCCCAUUCUUUGUCCACCAAACGGCAUUCCGGGGUGGAGACUGAGGUGCCUCGAUGCUACUGUCAUAACCCGACAAUAUUUACAAAGCUGUCAGACUUCAGAUAUUUUUGUUGCUCUUUCUGAACAGGGUAUGGGCUUCCUGGGAACCAGGGACCACUAAGUUAUGAAGCUCUUUCCUUCCAGACCUUCCCUGUACUCCAGUUACUGUCACAGCCUAAGCUUUACCUGCUGCUGCUCUCCCAACCACCAUCUCUGCUCUCCCAACCACCAUCUCUGCUCUCCCAACCACCAUCUCUGCUCAGCCUGGUACUAGCAGCUUGGCUCAGACUCACUUCAUCACAAAGAAGAGAAAAAAAAGAAAGAGAGAGGGAGAAGAGAUCCCUCCCCAGCUGCCAUCCAGACACACAUGGUGCAUAGCUGCCAUUCUCUAGGCUCCAUCUAUCCCUGUGACCCGGCCUCCAGCUAGCUCCUGGCACACAUCACAUAGCCUAGCCUAGCCCAGGGCCUGCCCAAGGGAUAUAAAUAGGCAGCAUCCAGCUAGUGUGUGGAGUGUGCACUUGUUUCCUUUUUUUCCCAGGUCAUACACACGCCUAGUAGGGGUCACACCCAUUUGUUUUCUGUCUUCCCUCUGCCUGGAGCAGUGGUAGUUAGUGGUGGGACCGAGGAGAGAGUCACGAGGCAGAGACCAUGGAGGUCAAUAUGGAGUAUUGUCUGGCCCAGGUGGUGCAGAAAGACCUGGGGCGGAAGGUGCAGGUGGGACAGGAGCUCAUAGAUUACAUCGUGGAUAAGGAGAAGUCCCAGGACCUGGAGCAAGACCAGACGGCUCUGGACAGGAUGGUGGACGGCAUCGCUACCACCUGGGUCAACUCCUCCAAUUUCAAGGUGGCUUUGCUAGGUAUAGACCUUUUAUCUGCCUUAGUGACAAGGUUACAGGACCGAUUUAGGAACCAUGUGGGAACAGUACUGGCCAGUCUGAUAGAUCGUCUGGGUGAUUCCAAAGACCAAGUCAGAGACCAAGAUCAAAUCCUGCUGCUGAAGAUCAUGGAGCAGGCUGCCUCCCCACAGUAUGUUUGGGACAGAAUGCUGGGAGGCUUCAAACACAAGAACAACAGGACCAGAGAGGGAGCGUGCCUUUGUCUCAUCUCAACUCUCAACAUGUACGGAGCCCAAGGCCUAACCCUCAGUAAAAUAGUCCCUCACAUAUGUAAUCUUCUAGGAGAUCCCACCAGUCAGGUGAGAGACGCAGCGAUGGGCUGCCUGGUGGAGAUCUACAGACACGUGGGGGAGAGGGUGAGGAUGGAUCUUAGCAAGAAGGGCCUGCCACAGUCACGGUUGAAUGUAAUCUUCAGCCGAUUUGAUGAAGUCCAAAGAUCUGGGAACAUGAUCCCAUCCUCAGGUUCAGAUAAGAACUUUGAUGAUGAGGACUCUGUGGACGGGGGCCGGUCCUCCUCCUCUGCAUCGUCCUCCAAGGCGCCCCCCAGUGGUAGGAGGGCUGUAGCUGUGGCUUCUGUCCGCAGGCCCAGCUCUGCCACCGGACCCGGCAAGAUCUCUGCUAAAGAUGCUGCUGCAGGUGCUGUUGAUGAGGAGGACUUCAUCAAGGCUUUUGAAGAGGUUCCUACUAUCCAGAUCCACUCCAACAGAGAUAUGGAGGACAAUCUCUCCAAGGUUCGGGAGGUUCUAUCUGACGACAAAAACGACUGGGAGCACAGAGUCGUCGCCCUGAAGAAGGUGCGUUCUCUGCUCGUGGCUGGAGCCCUGGACUAUGAUAGUUUCCCUCAGCAGCUCCGUCUGCUGGAGGCCCCUCUCAAGCUGUCAGCUAAAGACCUGAGGUCCCAGGUGGUACGAGAGGCCUGCAUCACACUGGGAUACCUGUCCACGUUGCUGGGAAACAAGUUUGACCACUGUGCAGAGACCCUGAUGCCCACACUGCUCAACCUGGUGCCCAACAGUGCCAAGGUGAUGGCCACGUCUGGCAUGGCAGCCAUACGUCUCAUCCUCAGGCACACACACUACUCACGUCUCAUCCCCAUCAUCACUAGUAACUGCACGUCCAAAUCAGUGGCCGUCCGAAGGCGCAGUUAUGAGUUCUUAGAGCUGUUAUUACUGGAGUGGCAGACACACACACUGGAGAGGCACGUGGCUGUUCUGACUGAAACCAUCAAGAAAGGGAUCCAUGAUGCUGACUCAGAGGCCAGAUCGGUCGCGAGAAAGUGUUAUUGGGGUUUCCAUGGCCACUACAGCCGGGAGGCGGAGCAUCUGUUCCAGGCCCUGGAGUCAACCUAUCAGAAGGCUCUGCAGUCUCACCUGAAGAGUUCUGACAGUGUCGUGUCUCUCCCCCAAUCAGACCGCUCAUCCUCCUCCUCACAGGAGAGCCUCAACCGGCCCCUGUCUGUCAAGAGUGCCAUAGGAGGCAGCAUGACAAGGGGUAAGAUGGUGAGUUCCAGGGUGAACUCCAACUCCGGCGGUUCCCUUCAGCGUUCCCGUAGUGAUGUCGACGUGAACGCCGCGGCCAGCGCCAAGUCACGCCUGAUCACCGUGCCCUCCGCUUCUCCCUUCAGCUCAGCAGCUGCCCUGCCCCCAGGCUCCUACGCCUCACUAGAUGGCACACCCGGUAAAAUUGAUACUGGCCGUGUGCGUACGAGGAGAACAAGCUCCGGCAAUGCUGUCGGAGCCAGCUCUACUGUGACUGACAGCAGGGGGCGCAGCCGAGCCAAAAUGAUGUCCCAGUCCCAGCGAUCCAGAUCUGCUAACCCCACUGGGGGUGGUAAGGCCCGGACUUCAUCCAAUCAGACUGGCAGCCGCUCCAGUUCCCCUGGCAAGCUGCUCGGCCACUCGUCUGGGUACGGGAGGAUCAGCAGGCCCCCCUCAGCCUCCAGCACCCCUGCAGACAAGAGGAGCAAGGUCCCCCGCAGCCAGGGCUGCAGUAGAGAUUCCUCUCCCAACAGGCUGGGCCUCGCCAGGCUGUGUGGUAAAGCUCUUGUUCCUGGUACUCCUCUCUCCUCCUACAACACGCUAGCAAGGAGCCGUAUCCCCCGGCCCAGCAUGAGUCAGGGCUGCAGCAGGGACACAUCUAGGGAAAGCAGCCGAGACACCAGCCCUGCUCGGGGCUUCAAGCCUCUUGCCUCCCGACGUACCUCCCGCUCUACCAGCGCCUUAUCCACGGCUGACCCCCACAGCCAGUCAGACCGAUUUGGUUUGAUCCACCAGGCCCGCAUUUCUGCCUCGGUGAACGCCAUGAGAGUCCUCAACACUGGCACUGAGGUGGAGGCUGCUGUGGCUGACGCACUGCUAUUAGGAGACUCCAGAAACAAGCGGAAGCCUAUGAGGCGGCGCUAUGAGUCUCCUGGUAUCUACUCUGACGAUGACGCAAACAGUGAUGCGUCCAGCGCCUGCUCGGAACGGUCGUACGGCUCCCGGAACGGAGGUAUCCCUCACUACCUGCGUCAGACAGAGGAUGUGGCAGAGGUACUCAACCACUGUGCCAGCUCCAACUGGUCUGAGAGGAAGGAGGGACUGCUGGGACUGCAGAACCUGCUGAAGAGUCAAAGAAUACUCAGCCGGGUGGAGCUGAAGAGACUCUGUGAAAUCUUCACCAGGAUGUUCGCAGAUCCACACAGCAAGGUGUUCAGUAUGUUUCUAGAGACUCUGGUAGACUUUAUCCUGGUGCACAGAGAGGACCUGCAGGACUGGCUGUUCGUCCUGCUCACCCAGCUACUGAAGAAGAUGGGAGCUGACCUGCUGGGGUCUGUCCAGGCCAAGGUUCAGAAGGCUCUGGACAUCACCAGGGAGUCUUUUCCGUUUGAUCAGCAGUUUAACAUCCUGAUGAGAUUCAUUGUGGAUCAGACACAGACACCCAACCUCAAGGUGAAGGUAGCCAUCCUGAAGUACAUAGAGUCACUGGGAAGACAGAUGGAUCCUACAGACUUUGUCAACUCCAGUGAAACGCGACUGGCUGUAUCUCGCAUCAUUACGUGGACCACAGAACCCAAGAGCUCUGACGUCAGGAAGACCCUUCAUAACUGGGUGGUGGAGGAGCUAUCAGGCAGGUCCGGUACUGCAGCCUUACUGGAGGGGCACCUGGAAGAGAGGUGUAAGCAGGCGGCCCAGGUGGUGCUGAUUUCUCUGUUUGAGCUGAACACCCCGGAGUUCACCAUGCUGCUGGGAGCCCUGCCCAAGACCUUCCAGGACGGGGCCACCAAGCUGCUCCACAACCACCUCAAGAACUCCAGCAACACCAGCAGCGUGAGUUCUCCCAGCAACACUAUUGGGCGGACCCCACCCCGCCACACCCCCAGCCGGACCAGCCCCCUCACCUCUCCGACCAACUGCUCCCAUGGUGGGCUGUCUCCGAGUCGGUUGUGGGGUGGGUGUUGGAGUGGCGAUGGGCUGUCUAAGCACCCCCCUCCCCCUCAUCCUCCUCCGCCUCCCUCCACCCCCUCUGGCCCCGCCCUCAGGGUCCUCCGCAGAGCAUACUCUCCCAGUAUGUUGGAGUAUGACACAGAGAACAUGAACUCUGAUGAGAUAUACAGCUCCCUGCGAGGGGUCACAGAGGCCAUCCAGAGUUUCAGCUAUCGCAGCCAGGAGGACCUCAACGAACCAAGAGGGAAGAGGGACGAUGCUGUGGGGCGUGAAGGUGUGGCGUCCUCCCCAGGCUCAGAUGCCCGUUUGGGGUUGGAUGUGGUGGAGGGUGGGCGUACGGCCUUGGAUAACAAGACCUCCCUCCUCAACACUCCGUCUCCCCGCUCCUUCUCCGGGCCGCGGGCCAGGGAGUUCGCCCCCUACGGCUAUGGGGACACCAUCACCUCAUCCUACGACAAGAGUGCCCUAAAGGAGGCCGUGUUCGAUGAUGACGUGGAACAGUUCAGAGACUGCCGUCGGCAGGAUGGCAGUGGUGAGAACAAGAUGGUGCUGCCUAAGGGCUUUGCUCCGGGUUCCCAGGACCACUCAGACCUUGUGGCAGAUCUUCUGAAGGAGCUGUCCAAUCACAACGAGCGUGUGGAUGAGCGUAAGGGGGCCUUGGUGGAGCUGCUGAAGAUCACACGAGAGGACAGCCUGGCCGUGUGGGACGAACACUUCAAGACCAUCCUCCUACUGCUCCUGGAGACACUGGGGGAUAAAGACCACACCAUCCGGGCCCUGGCUCUGCGGGUACUGAAGGAGAUCCUGAGAAACCAACCGGCCCGCUUCAAGAACUAUGCUGAACUCACCAUCAUGAAGACCCUGGAGGCACACAAAGACUCCCACAAGGAGGUGGUGCGGGCAGCAGAGGAGGCUGCCUCCACCCUAGCCGGCUCCAUCCACCCAGAGCAGUGUAUCAAGGUGCUGUGUCCCAUCGUCCAGACGGCUGACUACCCCAUCAACCUGGCUGCCAUCAAGAUGCAGACCAAGGUGAUCGAACGCAUCACCAAGGAGUCCCUCCACCAGCUGCUGCCUGACAUCAUACCAGGACUACUGCAGGGCUAUGACAACACGGAGAGUAGUGUUCGCAAGGCCAGUGUGUUCUGUCUGGUGGCCAUCUACUCCGUGAUUGGAGAAGAGCUCAAACCACACCUGCAGCUACUCACAGGCAGCAAGAUGAAGCUGCUGAACUUGUACAUCAAGAGGGCCCAGACGACCAACAGCAACAGCAGCAGUUCCUCGGAUGUGUCCUCACACAGCUAGCUGUAGGAGGGAUCUGCCUGUCUGUACUUUGCAUCUGAAUUAGGGAAUAUGGUGUGUGUCCUAAAUGGCAUCCUAUUCCCUAUAUAGGCCACUACGUUUGGGCUCUGGUCAAAAGUAGUGCACUAUAGUGAAUAUUAUUUCAUUUGGGACACAGUCAUACAGUACCAGUCAAAGGUUUGGACACACCUACUCAUUCAAUGGUUUGUCUUUAUUUGUACUAUUUUCUAUAUUAUAGAAUAAUAGUGAAGACAUCAAAACUAUGCAAUAACACAUAUGGAAUCAUGUAGUAACCAAAAAAGUGUUAAACAAAUCAAAAUUAAUUUUAGAUUGUUCAAAGUAGACACCUUUUGCCUUGAUGACAGCUUUAUACACUCUUGGUAUUUUCUCAACCAGCUUCAUAAAGAAUGCUUUUCCAACCGUCUUGAAGGAGUUCCCACAUAUGCUGAGCACUUGUGGGCUACUUUUCCUUCACUCUGUGGUCCAACUCAUCCCAAACCAUCUCAAUUGGGUUGAGGUCAUGUGAAUGUGGAGGCCAGGUCAAGUUCUUGAAAUUUUCCACAUUGACUGACCUUCAUGUCUUAAAGUAAGGAUGGACUGUCGUUUCUUUGAUGAUUAUAUUUGAGCCCAUAAUAUGGGCUUGGUCUUUUAGCAAAUAGGGCUAUCUUCUGUAUACCAACCCUACCUUGUCACAACACAACUGAUUGGCACAAACGCAUUAUAAAGGAAAGACAUUCCAGAAAUGAACUUUUUAACAAGGCACACCUGUUAAUUGAAAUGCAUUCCAGGUGACUACCUCAUGAAGCUGGUUGAGAGAAUGCCAAUUGUGUGCAAAGCUGUCAAGGCAAAGGGUGGCUACUUUGAACAAUCUCAAAUAUAAAGUAUGUUUUUUGGUUACUAUAUGAUUCCAUGUGUUAUUUCAUAGAUUUGAUGUAUUCACUAUUAUUAUAAAAUGUAGAAAAUACUAAAAAUAAAGAAAAACCCUUGAAUGAGUAGGUGUGUCCAAACUUUUGACUGGUACCGUAGUUGUGCCUCUUCCAGACCUCUCCAUUCCUGAGAUUCUCUCCCCUUCACCACGGUGGAUUCCUCCGGAUGACCCUCUGCUUCAAUCACAACUUCUGCUCCCGGCCUUUUCUUUAUUUUCUCUCCAGUGAACUUGUCCUUUCAUUUGUCAUCGAAUUUCUUUCUCCCGUUUUGUCAAUUUUUUAAAUUGUUUAUAUAUAUGUGAGGUCUGGGUAUAGGGUGGUUUAACGCUUUUUAAAUUCUCUAUAAGAACGAAUGGGGGUCAAGCUACUGUACAUCUACGGCAACACUCUAUUUCACUGACAUUUUUCAUAAUGUAACUUUGGAUGCUUAUUUGGUUGAGCAUUCAAAAAGUAACAGGAGGGGAAAGGUGAAACCAGGAGUUAUGAUAUGGUCCAAUAACAAUGAUAUGGUCUAAUAGCAAAUAAUGCCCUGAAAUUGAUUCAGAAACAAAGAAAAAAACAUCCCUUUAAAAUGCAGUUGUACUGUAGUUGGACGAAUGAAUUCCUUCACAUUUAACAAGGAAGGCCAAUUGAGGUCAGAAUACCUCUUUCCCAUGGGGACCACAUGGCAUUCAGUUUGUGAUAAACUAAGAAUCAUAUGGCUGGCCCAGUGAUGAUACAAAGCCCUGAUAUAAACCAGGUUGAAGACUUGUGUUUGGGAACAUUGAAAACCAAAUAUGGCAGCAAUUGAAAUUAGUAGAAUGAGUAGUAAUCUCACGUUUUUCUUUAUAAACUGAGGGAUGAUGUUAUGAAAUCCUAUAAAAAGUGUUAGAAGAAAUGUUUGAACAUUUUUAAUUUGAACAUUUUAAGUUAGCCAAUUAUGAAGCCUCACUUACGCCCAGGUAGGCAAACGUUAUAUUUUAUUAUUAUCUAUUCGUUUGUGAGAAAUUACGGCGGAAACAUUGUCAGAGACCAAUUUGCAGCUAAUAGUUUGGUUCUAACCUGAGAAAUAAAUACUGUAUUAAAUAAAAAUACCGUAAAUACAUUUAAUAAAAUCUACAUUUUUUUCAACACAAAAUGAUCACUAAAAUGUAAAGCUGUUCAAAAUGUUUUAACUUUUUUUUGUGAAAUAAGGAUAGAGAGAAAGAUGCAACUGUGUUUCUGUCUUACUCAUAAUAAAUGAUGGUUGAGGUUAACUCCAUUUGGAUUUGUCAAAUAAAGAACAUUAUUUAGGGAAGAAAAGACAAUAUUACAUAAAAUGUAAAAAAUCCCUGAAUCAAUCAAGUGAAAUUGAAUGGAUCCCUCCCAACUCCUAAAAUUACAAUGAGUGUUCUCAACCUAUUCAAUGACCAUGUUGCUAAUGAUGUCAGACACUGAAUGAAUUGGCCAUUAUCAGUCAUGACAACAAACAAUCCAGUGUCACAUUUAUUUAUUACCCCCCUUUUUCCACCUGUGUAGCCAGAUUAUGGCAUUUAACUUGUUAACUAUGACGCUGCUUAUAAUGUGUACUUGUCUGAUGAGUAAAAACUCUACACUUGUAGAUAAUGCGAAAGUUACAUGCUCGGUUUCGGAAGGAGAUCAGUGCAUUCAUUGAGACAGAAUCUAAAGAAACUACAGGCUGGUUUCCCGGACACAGAUUCAUUCUAGUCCUGGAUUAGAAACUAUUCUCAAUACAGAAUAUCAAUUGAAAGUGUGUUUUAUAAUCUUAAUCUGUGUCCAGGAAACCGGCCCUACCAGGCCUUAUGUUCAUUUUCCUAAAUAAUGUUUGGAUCACUUGUACUGUUGAAAGAAGAGGAUGGAUGUACAUACAGAAGUUCUCAGAUCUUAAAAAUGUGAAACCAUUACCCCAUGAACUACACUCAACAGGCUUGCAAACAGAUACAAUCAUAUUCACCAUGAUGAUGCAAAUAUAAGUUGUUUAUAAUAAUACAGUAUUACACACACCUUCCCUUCACCUAACUACAGCUUCUGCAAUAAAGAAAAUACCAUGAUGAGCAAACUAAGUAUUUUGUACAUAACUUUUGAUCAAUCACCGCUUCGCAACUUUCAUGAAUUGAAAUAAAAAGGUUGGCUGUCUCACUUUGUUGCUCGUUAGCGAAUUAGCUUGCAUGUUUUUGGGCACACAUCCCAUUUGUGCUGCCUUAAAUCGAUGGGUCCUGUUUUGGCUGUUGAAGUGCACUUGUAACCUCAUCAGUUUGGUCAGCCUUUACAACAAUUAAGUUAUUAUUUUGGUAGGGGAGGAAGACACCUGGCCGCAAUACACUCACUGAGUUCUGUAAAUUGACCAAAACUUAAGUCUGUCUGCCCUAGACAAUUAUGUACACUGUACAGGGCAUAACCGGCUCAAAAUGCCAAGCAGACAUGCACUGUAAAAGCAUCCUAGUUGUCCUUUAGUAAAGUACUACAUAUUUGGGCAUGUGGCUUUAUAAGACGCUGUGUGUGUACCUUGGUACUUAAGUACAGUAUCUGGCAACGAUUCCCAUCUGCUUAACAGUUUCAAAUCGCAAAAGAAAUGUUUUUGUUUUCAAAUGGGGCCCAUCAUCCUUUUACAAGUAUGUUAAUUGUAUUUUAUUAUGUGUAAGGGAGAAGCCAGUCAUUGUGAUACAGACAUAAAGUACUGUAUUGGCUGAUGACUCAUGAAGAUCUGGCUCAUUUAAAGUCCACAUGACCUACUGAUUGAUGAUGGUAUUCCUAGAAAUCUGUUCACUAUGCAUGUUAUUAUUUGUGUUUGUUUUGUCAUGUAAGAUUCAUAUCUGUAUUUAUAUCAUUGUUUUAUUUAGAUUUUCAUGACAACUUGUACAGAAGGGUUUCGUUAACAUCCACCUGUGAUAGAUGAUUUGCAACAAUGUACAUUUGUUUGCUCUAGAAAUAAACAACCAUGAAAGUUGA